GGGGGCUCCGCCGGGCUCUGUAGGACGGCGGCGGCCCGCACACCCGCCAUGGAUCUGAUGCUGCUGGGGAACACCAGCCUGGGCUCCCCGAACGGGUCCCUGGCGCUGCUGCCCCCCUCGUCGCCGUCCUCCGCCGCCCUCCUGCAGCCUCCUUCCCCCUACUCGCCCGCUGCCGUGGCCAGCCUGGCUGCCUUGGUGGGUUUCAUCAUCGUUUUCACGAUCGUGGGCAACGUGCUGGUGGUGAUCGCCGUGCUCACCAGCCGGGCGCUGAGAGCUCCUCAGAACCUCUUCCUGGUGUCCCUGGCCAGCGCCGACAUCCUGGUGGCUACCCUGGUCAUCCCCUUCUCCCUGGCCAACGAGCUGAUGGGCUAUUGGUACUUUGGCAAAGUGUGGUGCAACAUCUACCUGGCGCUGGAUGUGCUCUUCUGCACCUCCUCCAUCGUGCACCUGUGCGCCAUCAGCCUGGACCGGUACUGGUCCAUCACGCAGGCGGUGGAGUACAACCUCAAGAGGACCCCUCGGCGGAUCAAGGCCAUCAUCGUCACCGUCUGGCUCAUUUCUGCUCUCAUCUCCUUUCCACCAUUGAUCUCCAUGUACCGGGACCCUGAAGGAGAUGUCUUUCCCCAGUGCAAGCUCAAUGAUGAGACAUGGUACAUUCUUUCUUCUUGCAUUGUCUCUUUCUUUGCACCCUGCCUCAUAAUGGUGUUGGUCUAUAUCCGUAUCUACCGUGUGGCCAAGCUAAGGACCAGGACCCUCUCUGAAAAGCGUACGAUGCCAGAGGGGUCCUCCCAGACUGAGAAUGGCUUGAGCCGCGCUGCUGGGGGCUGCACAUCCCUGAGGAUGCAGUUGGGAGAGAAUGGACAUUAUUCAAUGCAUCACUGGCGCAAAGCCUCUGAGCUGGAGGACAUUGAGCUGGAGGAGAGCAGCACCUCAGAGAGCCGACGGAGGCGGAGCCGGGAGGAGCAUCCUCGCAAAAGCAGCAAGAGCCAGUCCUUCUCCUACUCAUAUUCCUCCAAGCACUCCAGUAGCCGUCUUUCCCGCUCCAGCAAUCGCUCCAUGGAAUUCUUCUCAUAUCGCCGUCGUCGGAAGCGUAGCAGUAUCUGCCGUAAGAAAGUCACCCAGGCCCGGGAGAAGCGCUUCACCUUCGUGCUGGCCGUGGUCAUGGGGGUCUUCGUGCUCUGCUGGUUCCCCUUCUUCUUCAGCUACAGCCUCUAUGGUAUUUGCCGGGAGGCGUGUGAGGUCCCUGAGACUCUCUUCAAGUUCUUCUUCUGGAUUGGGUAUUGCAAUAGCUCCCUCAACCCAGUCAUCUACACCAUCUUCAACCAGGACUUCCGCAGGUCCUUUAAACACAUUCUCUUUAAGAAGAAGAAGAAGAACUUUAGGCAUUGAGCCAGAGGGAUAAGAGGGAUGAAUUUUCCUUGAGCAGAAGUGGAGUUAAAAGGGAAGGAAAAGGCUCUGUGCUGAAAAGGAAGGAAGGGAAGAGAACAUGGGGUUGGGGCAUAGAGAGAAGGAAGAGGGCUCGCCCCCUUGGUGGUGCAGAGUGGUGGGGUAUGGGGAUGGUAUCAGGGAGGCUGAGCACAUUCACUGCAGUGCAGAAUGGCAACACGGUGCUGAAGGAGUUGUUCUGGGGUGUGGACGGGUUAACUGGAAAGGGAGGAAUUGUCUUUGAACCCUGACAGAGGACACAGGGAGUCCACCGAGGAAAUUGGGUAAGACACUGAAAUGGAGAGGCCCAGAGCUUAUAGGGGCUUUGCAUUUUGUGGGAAAACAAGCAGAGACAGCAAGAGGAAAAGAUUAAGUGGCAGUUGUGGUGGAAUAACGGAUCUGAGUAUCAACAGAGCAGCUGUGGCCAUGGAUGGGCUUGUCCCAGUAAGAAACUGGCUAUUACUGCUUAUCUGGGGAAAAGUGCUAGGCACCAGGCACUGGCAGGCUUCUGAAUUAUGAAAGGAUUUAAAUGUUUGCCAAAACAAAAAACAAAAAAACAAAAAAACCCUAAAGAACAAUCCAAACUCUUUUCUAAAUAAACCUUUGUACUGCUAAAACCUUCUGAAUGAUGAUUUAUCACAGGGCUUAUGUCAAGCAUGGGGUAUUCUUUUUCUUUAGAGGGUUUUUUUUUUUUUUUCAUAUAGAGCUGGAUGGGAAAUGUUUUUCCUGUCUUGUAUAGAAUUUGCCAGUGGGACAAACUGGGGAGUUUUGCAUGUUUUCAUGAUAUAUGAUAAAGAGCACAUACACACAAUGACCUUAUUUCCCCCUGUUGGAGAUCCAGGCAGUAAAUUCCUGCUCGGUCGCUCUCAGCUCAGUGGCCAGAGAACCUCACUGUCCUGGAGCAGGUGGCUUGUUUAAGACAAAGAUUCCGUCUUAAACCACUUUCCAUUAAAAUCAUUUCACUGAACCCAACUAAAAUUUUUCUGAAGUCCAGUUGCUAACUGGCUUAACUUAAAUGUACUGUGGGGAACUUUCUCCCCAUCAUUAUAGGUCCCCCUCAAAAGGCUUAUCUCAGGGCUGGAUGUGUGCUGCUCUUAUCCUCAGACAGGCAGUCAGAGGCACUCUGCUAUGCAGAUUUUCAGAAGAGCAAUCACCACACCACUGAGGUCUUUAAACCCUUCGUAUUUACUGACUUAGAUUAAAUCCUUUCUAUUUAUUCCCUUUAAUGAGAAGCAUACAUUACAGGUUGUCAGUGGUUUGUGUGAACAAAUCUCAAAUGAAGGUGCGGCUGUUCCAAACCUUUAAUAUUAAUGCUGCCUUCUUUCCCUUUUCCUGUUUUCAUUUCUAGUUCAUGUUUUCAAAGUAUUUUGUUGGGGACCAGGGGGGAGAAGAAGCGUUUGAAUAGUUAUUAAAGCAAGCUUUAUUUCCCGUGGAUUUAUGACAUAUAUGAAAUGUCAUAAACUGUAAUGAAGAGAAUGAGAGGCAGGGGCUGGUUUCUGUAUAUUCCUCACUGAGUGCAUACUGAGUGUAAGACUCAGCUGAAUAUUUACAUCCAUUCUCCAGCUGUGCUGCUGCAAGACGUGUAUUAUGUUUGCAGGGGUAAAUACUGCUCAAUUUUGUUAUGUGUAUCACUCUUUCCAUAGGCAGUAGGAUUUGGCAUCUGCCUCAAAUGAACCUUUCCAUAGUAAACAGCUCUUUGAAAAAAUAGGAUGAAAUAUACAGCAAGCUGCUUGAAACAGCUAAAUUAAAUCUAUACCUGGAAAUCAUUAGAUAUGCCCUUCUUUACUCCCACUCUUCUGUCUGAAAAGUGUUUGUGCUCUCACUUCUUUUGAAAUCUCUACAUCAGAAGAAGAAAUGAUAGAGCAGUCGGUUUGUUUCAUCAGUUUUUCAUUCGGUUCACUUAACCCUGGAAAAGCAAUUUGGCGGUGGUUACUAUUCUGGUGUUAAUUCAAUAAACAAUUUAACUUCAGGGCCAACUCAAGUGGGAGGGUGUUCUGCCUAAGUAAGGAUUAGAUGAUUGCACCAAAUGCGUUUGAAGUUUGCUCGAUUUCAUUAAAGAAGCAACUGAGACAUUUUCAAUGUCUUAAAUCCAUAAACUAGUGGGUCCUUUCUUGAAAUAUGGCUUGGAGUUGUAAAAAGAUUUGAACUUUAUUUAGACAUUUGCAUUUAAAGAAGGUACGUUAAGACAUUUUCAGGAGCAUUCCUAUGUAAAUAACAACUGCUUUGGUACAAGUGUAUACCUGAGACAGACAAAUAGAAGAAAAAAUAGCAACAGACUGAGAGGAGGAAACUACAAGCCAUUUUCUUUUGUGUAAAAUGGAGAAUUCUUUUUAAAAUAAAUCUGCCAGGAGCUGGGCAAGAUCAGAUCGUUUCUAGGUAAUCAUGUAGCUAAAAAGUUCAGGUUUGUUUUAUAUGAAUAAACUAUAUAAUUGCCAGAGCAACCAAAGCAACAUAUGGUAUAUAGCUACUACCUCUGAGCUACUGGAUAGUUUCAUUAGAGAUACCCAUUCCUACCAAGAUAAGGGUCUGGUUUUGUCAUCUAAUGUUCAUUUAGAUUGGAUUCCCAGUCUGCAGAAACACAGCGGUUUCACUGUUGCACUGUUUUUAAGUCAGAUUUGUUGUCUAUAAGUGCAGUCCUUCCCCUUUGUUUUCAUAGAAUUCAAGGAGUCGGAAGAAAUUUAACUGACAGGCUUAAAGUGGAGGUGAAAUAUGUAUGGAAUGGCUGAUGUGCCUUAAAAAUAAUUUCUUUGCUAUCAAAUUAUUCUGUAAUCAUCAUAUAAUGCUUCUAUUUUUGUUUUGCAUUUCAAAAUGCCUACAAAGGGAUUGAUGCAGAUACUGAACACCUAUGUACGGCCGUAUAUUAAAACUAGGACAUUCUCUGUGGUUUUAAUCUCUCUCAGUUACUCAUCUGUUUCAAUGUCUCAAGGAUUUUAUUUCUUCUGAGCUAGGUAAAAAGUAAUAUUCAUCAAUAAGGAUGCACAGUAUACACCCCUUUUAAGUGCAUUUCCCUCUAAAUUAGUGAACAAAGAGGAUUUCUAUAAAUAUUGUUUUUAAUGUAACUACUGAAUAUGCUCUACUGAAUAUGCUUCAAGGAAGUAAAAGGGGGCUGAUUUAUUUUUUUAAUUAGUGUUCUUUUAUUACUUGUAAUAGCUGAAGACUGGAAUUUGUAACAUUGUGUGUUGUUAACACUUCAUAAAAAGUUAUCAGCUCUGCAGCUUGCACUGUGGUUGUACUUCCACUCUAAGUUGGCUCAUGGCACAUCGAGGAAAAACGCAGUCAAUGAAGCUUUUGCACAAGAAAAAGGGAGAAGGUGUUUCAAAUGUAUUCAUUUGUAUGUUUGGUUACAUCUGAUGAGCUGGUGGAAACACUCUUUUUCUCUACUAUUGUGGAAGAAAAAAUGUUACUAUAAAGCCAUAUUGAUUUUAACAAGCACCUGAUCUUCAACUGUUCAUUUGUGUAUUUCACCAUGAAGAGUAUUCUCUGUCAGUCUAAACUGAGGAGCUAAUGCUUUGUUUUCAGAACCUGUUUUCUGAACGGUACCACUAUUGGUUCGUUACUGAAAUAUCAAACAAUACAACUUGGCUAGGAUAAGAACUCAAUGCUGCUAUCAUUCAGCUCCUUUGUGUGAGUUUUGUAUGAGUAAGACCCACAGGAUCAGCCUCUUCAAGACUGGAGACAGAUGGAGGGUACCUUACAUACAAGAGAUCUGAUGGGAUCGCAGCUUUAAAGCAUUGUCUAAAGUAAGAAUCCCUUGUUAUUCUGUGUGAUCGCUUCAUAAAGAAAUCCUGUUGCUCCAAGAACACUGACAAUUUCUGGGAAGUAAAAUAGAUGAAAGACUUUACCACAGCAGCUUUGCACACACUGAGCUGCAUCACCCUUUGUGAGUAAUCCCAGAAAACUUUACACUAGAGUUUGCUUGUGAAUGAGGGAGCUACUCAGUGUGGGCAAGGAUGUUGCCUUUUUUCAGUAAACGUGCCCAUGGAAUGUAAGCAAGCAUUUGUAAAUGUACAGCUAAUUGAAAGCAGUCCUUCAAACCUAUAGAAAGUGUGGUGUGGGUCAGGGUGUUUGUUCAAACCCAUAUAAGAUGUGGGUCAGGGGAUUUUCGAUUACAUCAGGGCAGCAAAACUCACUGUAUUUUCAGAAUAAGUUAGAUGAAGAAUAUUAUAUGAUUGCAUCUUUUUUUUUUUCAGAGAAGAAAACUGUUGGUUUCUCCCUCACUCUCUGGAGAGGUUGAUGUUGGAGAAAACAGCAUCUGAAGUAUAGAAGGAUUUUGUAGGACAUGUUGGCAAUAGCAUGUAUUUCAUGAGAAUGAUCUGACUUUAACCCAUUGCAGUCAAGAAGGAAGGAAUGGCUACAAUUUGUGCAAAGUAAAAGCCAGUUGCCUUUUGUGGGUUUGUUUUCAUGGUCACUCAUGAAGUUGGUGAGGAGCAGGCAGCCAGAGGCUUCAGUUGAAACACUCUAAGACUUAGAGAGAGCAUAGUGUGUAAAGAAAUGAAUACUCAGAGCCUCUUUUGCCCUCUUUGCACCUUAGACAAGAAAUAUGGAGAUUUAUUCCUAUUGUCUUAGCAAAUGUUAAUUUGCCUUCCAGAUCUGUGAAUCAACCACAUUGUACAGAAGAUGCUAUGGGAGGAGGUAGGUUUAGGGAAUUGCUAACUUCAGUGUUCAACACCUAGCAUAUGUUUGUCAUUUGUCCUUGCAACUGAACCAAAAUAGUCUUAAGGCCAUUUAGCAUCAGUAACUCUACACUGAAUUCAGUUUAUUUUUCACAAUCUACCCUGAGCAUCUUUGCUUUGAGACCACUUAAGUAUGGAAGGAAGAGACAAUAAGCAGUUUGAAGAGUUGUGUGUUGUGAAAUUUCCCUGGGUCACAUUCUGAUAAUUGAGCUGGCUUAAAUUUGGUGCCUUCCCAAUCACUUUGAACUCCUAGGAAAAACCAACAGAGGUACCUGAUGUGGAAAUAGUGGACAUACUGCUUCUCAGGGAAGCAGAUGUUAGGUCUCUCAGGGAAUAUACCAUUAGCCCAGUCUUCCAGUGGUAACUCUGUUACUGUUUUCAACAGGAAAGGCUUGGGUAUCUUGAACUCAUGGUGAAUGUCAUGCUUGGUUUGAAUUUAGGUUAUACCUACAUUUCGUACAUUGCUUUUUUAUUAUUAUUUUUUAAGUGGCAGCCUUAAAAAUGCCAGAAAUAUAAGUAGUUUCUUAAAUAUUUACAGAAGUUCAGUUUAAUUCGUUUCUCUCUCAUGCACCUCACCGCACUAUCCCAUGCAUUUUGUAUUUCAGCUGCACAGCAGUUUNAUAGAGGAAGAUUGCUGGAAAAGAGAAAAGAGGAAAGGGAAAGGAGCACAGGCACAGAAAAUACUAUGAAAUGAAACCUGGUAUAUUCCCAGCCUGGUGUUUUAUCACAAGAUCUGUCAGGAAAAAUUGCAGUUUAUUUUUUAAUAGACUGUGCUAAUGGAACUGUUUACACUAGAAAAAAGAAAACAAAAAAACUUUUCAGUCAAUGGAUGGCAUUCUACUAUAAAAUUCACUAUACUUUUCUGAAAUAUCUAAUGAGAAGUAAAACAGCACUUAAUCCAAUCUGUCUAUGUGUAGCUCACUUAAAAAAUGCUUUAUUAAAGGUCCUGAAUGUAAAGUACAAAAAUGUAGCUGCCUGCUUCAUCAAAAUCAAUUAGAUUUACGUGUUUCAGCAUUUUUGUGAACAGCAGUCGUUCAUUUUCUGCUGACAGAGAAAGCGGUAAAUUCCACUGACAAUAAGGCAAAAAAAUAAAAGAUUUAUAUUUCCCUCCAUUAGCUCUGUUAAUCCCUUUGAAUUAGUUAAAGUCAGGCCAUGAGGAGUAGUUUUUCUACUGUGAUGUCUAACAAGUGGCAUGAGUCAGGGAAAUAAGAACCUCACUGAUUCUGAAUUGUAUGGCACUCAGUACAGAGGUUAACCCUAGGCUGAAGGUACACCCUACUUUUGAGUUUGUUCUAUGCCUUUGACCCAAAACUGCUGAUGAUUUCCUCUAUGAUGUAACAGUGUCAGCACAGCAUCCCUUUCAACUCAGUCCACUGGAGUAAAAAAUUAAUACUGAGGUCUCCCACUUCCUCACUGAGUACUUUAGCCAACAAACUAUUUAUAAAGGUGAUACAGCUAAAAUGCUUUUCCUUUAGGCAUAUAAAUGUUUUAUUUGACCUAGCUUUUUGUCUCUCAGUAGACUAACACUUUUGUUUCACAAGGACAUUCUCUAUCUGGAAAGCAAACAUAUGUCAAAAACUGGGAACAGCUGAAUUAAGCAAAAGGCUUAAUCUUGUCUGUCCCAGGGGUGCCCUGCCUGAGACCUGUGAUACAAGCAGAGUGUGGAGAUGUUCAACUGGGGCCCUUGUAGGUACACAGCGGAACAAUUCAAGUGUCCAGCAAAGGUUAGGGGAGUCAAAUACAUGCCUAUUGAAUUCCAGAAUCGGAGAGGUUGGAAGGGACUGCUGGAGAUCAUCUACACCAAACCGCCUGCUAAAGGUUUCCUAGAGAAUCACUCCACAUAAGGCAGGAGAGCUAUCUCACUUUGUCUUUCUGUUCCCUGCUUCUGCUCUUGAAAGCAGUCCCUGCUUGCAGCCCGAGUACAAUACCUAGCAGACUCUUGCUGAGCCUUUACUUUGUAUGCCUCGGGAUCUGAUCUACAAAGAGAUGAUAGCACUUGCCCUCCCUCCAGCUCUUCUGGGAGGAUUCCCCAGAGCAUUGUCUGUGAGGUGCUUCCAUGCUGUGUUAUGCUGUGUGUAAGUACAUCUGGCGCAAGCAUGCCAGGAGUGAUGCUAAAAGUCCUUGACUCGCUCCAACACACACUGCAUUACUUUUGGAGAGUUUUAUCAAUGAUCAGUGAUUGCUUGCAGGGUUUUGAAAACAUCUAUAAGUGUGCAUUUGCUAACCUCGAUAUUGAUUAUUUUUUUUUUACAUUAGCAGUGAUUUCUGCAGCUAAUUAAAGGGAAACUUUAAGUCAG
This is a messenger RNA of Coturnix japonica (Japanese quail), 8395 nucleotides long. RefSeq names its product adrenoceptor alpha 2C (gene ADRA2C). Gene Ontology annotation, cellular component: plasma membrane. The record is from RefSeq and is a predicted model, not a curated record. Gene Ontology annotation, biological process: regulation of smooth muscle contraction; regulation of vasoconstriction; platelet activation. Gene Ontology annotation, molecular function: epinephrine binding; alpha2-adrenergic receptor activity. Lineage: Eukaryota; Metazoa; Chordata; Aves; Galliformes; Phasianidae.